Messenger RNA from Cephus cinctus (wheat stem sawfly), 14330 nucleotides. RefSeq names its product DNA-dependent protein kinase catalytic subunit. Gene Ontology annotation, cellular component: nucleus. Gene Ontology annotation, molecular function: DNA-dependent protein kinase activity; protein binding. The transcript has 18 exons. Gene Ontology annotation, biological process: intrinsic apoptotic signaling pathway in response to DNA damage; double-strand break repair via nonhomologous end joining; telomere maintenance. The coding region runs from base 2354 to 13951 and encodes 3865 amino acids. NCBI's taxonomy places the organism in Eukaryota, Metazoa, Arthropoda, Insecta, Hymenoptera, Cephidae. The record is from RefSeq and is a predicted model, not a curated record.
CCCUUUAACCGGUCAAAUCGUCGUUCCUCGUUCUUUCCGACUCCUCUCUCGUUCCUCGCGAAUUUCGUUUUUUUUUUUUUUUUUUUUUUCAAAUUUACACCAAAUUCCGUCAGUCUACUUCUCUUGAAUUUCUUUUGAUUUUCUUUCAGCCCUUGGUGUGUCCACGGUCUUCGAAGUAUCGCGAGGGUGGAGAAAAAUACGCCAGGCUAACCCGUACCGUAAAAACCAAAAAAAAAUACGGGUAAUUCCCAGCUUUGGCAAGCAACACUGCAUCGUUUCACCGUGUGGCUGACUAUAUAGGCAUCGCCACCAGGAGUUACUCCCACUCUCCCUCAAGAACAGAAUUCAGUCUUCUACGAGUCUACCGUACAGAGUCAAUAUACAGUCCUCAUAGUAUAACAGUGCCAGAGUGGCAUUGAACGAAACUGGCAGCGGCUCCCCGCAAAAGAAAUCGCCAGCAAGUACUUGAGUCUCAGGUCUACGCUCUUCUCCCUUUCUAAUAAAUCAUUCGCAAAUUCGCAAUGAGCAUACCUACAAGAUGAUUAAAAAGUGGUAUCAUCUCAGGAUUGAAGUGUCUAGAGGUCCCAAUCACUUUCCAUGCAGCAUCAACUAUACCUAAGACGCAGAUACCAAUUUGCACAAUACGCUAAGCAGCUUUCGUUCUUCGUACAGCACGUGAAAGGAUCUUGUUAAGACUAUCUAUAACAACAAGAAAAAUAAAAGCGGAAGUUCUCACUCGAAGAUUCAAGGAUGGACGGGUGACUCGUUUGUAUCCUCGAAUACGAAGCUCGAUCACGGCAAAUCCCUUCCGCAAAAGUUUUAUUCUUCGGUUAAUCAUUGCCAUCGUUAUUGCGCACGCGAUCUAGAUUCCGAUGCGUUAAUCAUUUCGAUCCUGAAUUAUUAAAUCUCUCAACCCACACGGUAAACUUGCACAGUUCUUAGAUUAGUGCGAGAGCGAGCAAGGUCCUUAGAUCAUUCGUAAAAUAACUUUCACGGUAAAUAAUUUUCAUGAUGACUUUCAAAAGCAUUAUUAUUAUAUUACAACGAACCAAUAGCUCGUAUCCUUGCUGGUGUCAUUAAACGGCUUAAAUACUUCCGAGUGACUGUCAUUAAAGUCUGGAUUGAGUUAAGUUUUCAAACCGCGUUUACAUAACCUCACUUUCUGCAGGAUCGUAAAGACUCUUAUUCAAGUGGGAAUAUCAAAGGGCGUUCAAAGCGUCAGGUCUAAAUCCAGUGUUUAAUUGAUCCGAUAGAGUCGGAUCUGACUAUCAUUACUAUUGCCAGGAUAAUCAGGACCAUUGAAGUUCAGCAGCUUUCCAAUCGGCAUGAUCGACUGUAUCGUAUGUUACGUGAACUUUGAACUUGUUAAAUACGUCGUUAUAGCGCUGCUACGUAAUUCCUAUUAAUAGACCGCCAUUAUAAAGGCGGGAUUAUACAUAUAAAACUGAAAACUGUAUCAGACGAAUCUCGCGUUUUGCUUGUCAUACAGAAUCGAGUUAAUUGUAAAGAUAAAAAAGCGUCUGACAAAUUUAUACAGUACUACGUCUAAGAAUAAGAUAGGAAAAAGGGCGAGGGCAAAGAGAGGAAGGUGAAAAUAUAUAUGUAUUCUAGCAAAGUCACAUUACUUUCUCGAUUAAUUAAUUAAUUAAUUAUAAUUAAUAUAUAUACAUGAUUGUUAAUAUAUCGGCAAAUGGGUCAAUGAUUUUUACGCCGUCAGCAGCCAAGCGUGUGCAAGAUUUUUCUGUCUGUCCAACGGAGUCUUUGCUGGUCUGUGGAUCGAUCGAUCUGAAGUUUAUCGAUAGAGAGUAUCGAUUGGUUAACUCACACAAUGAUCGUGAUCGAUUCUCAUAACGAUUGUCGCUAACUGAUCGUUAGCACGUAGUUAGAUCCAUAUCCUUAACUACGUUAAAUAUGAUAAACCGGAAUGGACGUAAUCAAGGAGGAGUCAAUUGAUAAGGCGAAGCUUGAAGACUUCUUGGACGCCAUAUUGCAAUUGACUGUCGAGGUAUCUGGGGCACGUUCACACCAAAAUAUUUUGUCUACGAACCUUCGGCUGAAAAUGGGUCAGCGGUAUCGAGAAUGAGAUAAUGAAAGCAGGACGAUAUAACAACGUGGGAGUCUACGAAAGAAAAGAUACGUGACUAAUUAGUGGAUUGCUUAGCAUCCGGGAUUUAAUCAAAUCCGAUUAAACUUUGCGGAAGGCAUUCGAAUAAAGUCUGCGCAGACUGAACGGUACACAUCUUCAAGGCGAACUGCUUCGCCAGUCUUAGAUAAAUCUAUAGAAUAUUAAAUUGAGUAUUGGUUGAAGUGGUAUAUCAACUUGUAACUAAAGAAUACAUUAAUGGGAUAGACAAUGGAGGAAUUUCAUUUGUUUUUGAAUAAUGUGAGAAAAUGUCAGGAGGAAAGAAACGAUAAUGUUUUGAAAGGAAUUUUACAAGGGUGUCGCAGUAAUUUCCAAAAUUUGUCAGCAACAGAUUGUGAAUUAGCUCUGUCGAUUAUUUUCGACGAGAAUUUGGGUUUAUUGAAAUUUAUGUAUAAUGAGCUCGAUGAGGUUCAACGCCGUCGUAUGGAUUCUUCAAUUAAAGAAGGUUUUCAUCUUCUGGUUUUUAUUGCCACUGAGUUUAAGGGCCCAUUUAAAAAUUAUUGUGUUGCAGCAAAGGAAAUCUGCCAUUUUGCACUUAUUGGCAAGUACGAUCUUUACAUAAAAAGGGCCGCGUGUCGCUUUUUUCAAACGCUUAUAAAAAUCUAUAAAAGCGAAAAUUUGGAGUUAGAGAAGAAUGUGAAGGAUUUUCGAAAAAAAUUUGUUCUCCUGGGAAUCAAAGAACGAAGUAUGGUCCUUGCUGUUCUUGGUACAAUAGCUAAACAUUGUCCUGAAUGUAUUCAGGAGGACGAUGCAAAAAGCAUUUACAAGUACCUAAUGGCUGACUGUACUCAGACAACAAAAUAUUCCUCACCGCCACCCGAAGUCGAGUUUUACUUAGAAACAUGGGCUGACAUGCUUGACAGUUGUUCGCCCGCUGAACGAAGAUCUCAAGAAUUCAAAAGGCGUUACAAAAUGUUGUAUCCAUGGAUUAAGAAUUUAAGUACGUCGACUGAGGAUCGUAAGAGGAAGCACAUAAUGAGAAAGGCAAUAGAUUUACUCAUACGUCACAUAACAUUCUUUCAAGAAUUGAUUUACCAGGAUUAUAAAUAUUGGCACAGCACAUUCUUAUCUUUAUCAACACAAACGUCUGCCAAUGGAGAUAUCGGCAUUAAAGCAAUAAGAGCCUAUUAUGGGAUGAUAGGUACUAUAUUGCGCCACAAAAAUUCUGAUGCGGACAAAGAAAUAUUUUUGUACUUUGAGAAUGAUUUCAUGAGAUCGUUUGACAGAAAUUUGAAUGAAAACGAAUUGCGUCAGGUAGUGCAUGGUGUCAGCCAAUUGGCUGCAUCCUACAAAAUUCAUUCGACCGUUGAAGCUGUCGACAAAAUAUAUUAUUUGAUAUUGCGACGUACGAUGUUUUUAUAUAGCCGGAGUAACGAACUCACGCGUUUUGAUGAUAUACCGUACUACCAAGAAGCACUUUCUACAAUAAUGUGCGAAAUGUCGACAAUAUCAGUUGAACAAAUAAAUGCGCUCACAAAACUCUGUACACUCCUAGUCAAACAGUUUGCGAAAUUGUCUAUAACGACACAAACAUUCGCUGUGGAGUCGCUGAUAGGAACAAUCGGUAGACUUGAAAAUAUUCCAAAAAAUCUUUAUCAACAAUAUCUGCACAAUCUGAUUUACGAUGGUUUAAUAUGGAGCUGCUCGCACACUAUACUAAUAGACGCGGAAUUAGAACGUGACGCGAAAAAUCUUGAAGAACUGCCACUUUGUUACAAACAUUACUGGCCCUUGUGGAAGACUUUACUGAAUCCGCUAAAAUACGGAACGCAGUAUCAACUGUUACAGGAAGUAUUCGACGAGAUGAUAUCUUGUUGCGUAACUAUAAUCAGUAAAUUAGAUUUGAACGUAAAACCAAAAACGGACGAUGUGUAUUCGGACGAUGACUUUUCGAAAAUUGCAGUGAACGAAACUGAUUUCCGAAUAUUUUUGAAUCUCGUGGAUUUGUACGUCGACAUCUUCGAGGCGUGCAGGUCUCUUCCACAUCUGAUUGAAAAUUGGCUUAAUCGGUUUCUUCGUGCGAUCAUUAAAACGUCAUACAGACACCCUCUGGUAUCAGGAUUUUAUAAAUUGGUUCGUCAAGCAAUCAAAAUCUCGGAUGUGUUUCAAGAUAAAGAUAAAUUAGAAGCCCACCAAGAUACCGUAAUGUUGGUUAAAGAAUAUCUAUCCGAAGUAUUGGACCUGGUCUGCGGCUUCUCCGAAGAAUUACAAAUCACCUGCGUCUAUUUGAUACUCGAUGCACCAAUAACAUUCGUGGAAAAUAUUCUGGAUCGUGCGCCAGGAAUUUUAAAGAUUGCCUUUACAACUGGACUAAGCAAUUUUUCACUGGCUUCGAGUGCCCUGGGAACUUUGACGAGAUGGACCAAUUAUUUUGGAAACGAGCGUAUCAAAAAUCUUCUACUUCGAGUGGUGCCGCAUCUGGAGCCAUUUUUGUGCAGCAGAGAAACGUCCGUUGAGAUGUUGCAGGAUAUUUUAAAGACCCAAAGGAAAGUUGUGAAAAAGGUGACCCUGGUUAACGAGGAGAAUACACUGGAGAAUUUUCAAAAAAAUAUUCUCAUAUUUCUGGGAUCUCUGGACUCUGACAUAACACUGGCAUUUGUGCACGAAAGAUCCUUGAACACUGGCGCCACCUGGGACAAGAAGAACUUACUGAAGUACACGCUCCCAUAUCCGGAUAUCAAGUUAGACAUUUAUCUGGACAAUGGGCUGUCGAGGAUCAUCGAAUUGGCGCUGCACUCGGCCGACAGACGUACUAAGGUCGUUGCUGCUGAAGUCCUGCACUCUGUUGUUGCUGUUGUGCUGGACAAGACAAGACAAAAGUCUGGACAACAGCUAGAUAACUUUGCGACUAUUUAUAGUACUUUGUUGCCUACCUUGCUCAGACUUGGAUGCGAUUCUGAUGAUGUUGUACGACAAGUGUUCCAUCCGUUGAUGCUGCAGCUAACCCAUUGGCUCGGCAAAGAGGAAAUGCUUUGUUCCUCCAUUACGAGGCUUCUGGUCGAUGCAAUCUUCGAUGGCAUCGAUGACGAAUCGAAUUCCUCCCUCAAGGAAUUCUCCGGGAAGUGUCUGGCCGAAUUUGUCGAAUGGUCCAUGAUGUCCACUGAGAAACAAUUCACUAAGACUUUUGACAAUGUGAUUGGGAUUCUCAAUAAAAUAAUGAGCCUUUCGCUACAUCCAUCUGCACGAAAACGCGUUGCUGCUGCUAUUGCUUUUAAUCACCUCUACAGAAUAUUGCGGGAAUACAGCGAGAUCGUUGAUAUAUUUUGGUUGGAAAUUUUGUACUCUUUCAUUAAGAGCUUGGUGGGCUGUGAUGAUUCGCGAAUUGGCACUGCUCUUAAGCACGUGGAAAGGGUUUUGAUUGCAAAAGCAAAUGUUUUUCACAAACAUAAUGAAGAAAGACGAAUAUCAGUCGAAUUCGGUGGUUCGACCUUGAAAGACGCUGCUGAUUGGUUGUUCCUACAGUGCAUUACCACAGACCGAAAUUGCAGAAACAAGUGUAUGGAAUUGCUAGAGAAAAUUUCUGUACACGUUCCGUGUUACAAUUCGACGAAGAACGUCGUAUCGUUCUAUAAUAAUACAAAUGGCGUAAAAGCACUGAAUUCAAUGAUACUGAAAAAUUUGAACGAGAAGAACUACACUGUCAUUUCAUUGGAGAAUCUUCAGUCGCUUUUACGUGCGCUUGACUGCUAUAUUUGGUUGAUUGGAAACGAUUUACUUAAUUUCGAAACUUUAUUUGCCACAGAAAAUGGAAACGGAUAUGUAAUUUUCGACUGCGUUCAAAAUUUUAUACAUUGUCUGUUGCACGUGAGAGCCAACAAUUCCGACGAAGUAUCAGUGCUCUCCAGUGAACUGGAGACUUUGAAAGUAAUAAAGCGUGAAAUCGUCAUAGUGGUCUUAAAGUUCGUUGAAAUUCUUCUGAUCAUUAUUAACAAGCAUAGAGCGAUCAACGUGCCGCCAUCUUUUUGGAGUAAAGAUUUGUUCACACUGAUAUCAUUCUGCGUACUCGAACCACACGCUCUUGAAUUUAACGAAAAAAAUCUUAAAAUCACGGAAACUCUACCGCGUCAGGUGGAGAGCUUAUUUUCGACUAUGAAAAAAAAUAAUUUUAUCUUCGAUUCUCUCAAGGAUACCAUUUCUAUGGCUGUGGUGAAAAAGUACCAAGAGUGUUUUGAAUUGGAUGCAAUAAUUAAGAAAAAUAAUGCAGAACUAAAUAACAGUGUCAGGGGACUUACCUUACUGAGAAAAAGUUUGCUUCUGGAUAAAAUCUUCGAAGAACAAAAUAUCGAUGCAUCUUGGCCACAGAGAAAAUUAAUUGUUUUAUUCAACGCCUUACGAACUGACAGCUGCAACGCUCCAACGUGCACCAUACUGGAUCCUGAUACUAAAGAAUAUUUUGAAAACUUGAUGCAACUCUUGCUGAUAACGUAUGACCCUGCAUUGGCCAAAACAUUGUUAAAUCUCAUUCUGGAUAAGACACCAUUGGAGAAUCUCGAUUCCACGAAAAUUCAGCACGGAUAUUAUUUUCUGUUGAUAUUGAAAAAUCCAAUAUUUCAUCAUAUGCUGAGAAACGUUGAGGAAAUUAUGAAGAUGCUACAGGAUCAAUUGCUGUAUAAUAAUCCUGCUGAGUUACUGAUGAUCUUAAAAGAGAUGAUGGCAUUUUCAUUGAACCACAAGAAAGAAUUGCGAACGUAUUUUGAGAAGUUGACAAAAAUCUUACUGGAAAUGUGUCCGUUGCUCAAAAAAUCCAUAAACAAUCUUCCAUCGAGGAAGGAUAUGUUUUUGUAUAUAUAUAUCACUCUGGUUAAACUAAUGCAGACGCCUGUUAUCGUUGCAAGAGAAAGGACUUAUCUCUACGAAUGGAUUUUGGACGAACUUCGCUGUUCCGACAAUUUGGAAUAUAAAACUCAGCUUUUGGAAAAUUUUGCUAUAGGUUUGAUAGAUGCAGAAUUAGAUUCAAACAAUGAAUUAUUGAACGUGUUGAAAGUUAUAAAAAAUACACACCUGCCUCAAUCGACCAAUGACAUGUCUAUGAAUAAUGCAGAGAAUUUGAAAAUUCGCGAAUACUUUGACACUUUGUUAAAACUGUUACCAGCUCUGAAGUCGACAAAGUUCUUCGAGUCCGCCAUGUUGUUCGCAGCUGGAACUGGCAAUGUUUUGUGCGACGAAAAGAUAACUGACAGUCUUACACUAUUCUUCCAAGUUGUCCCUAUGGAAUGUGCGUUGAAGUCUAUCGACAUAGCGUUCCGAAACUUCAUGGAUUUGGAUCAUCAACAAGUACGUAUGGAUAUAUUGCAUUCAUUUUUAAUCCCAUCUUUCGACAGGGUCAAAUUGGAGAUAAUUGAAGAAUUUUUUGAAAAAAAUGUCACGGAAAUUUCCGUGAUAAUAAGUCAGAGUCUUGCCGGAUGUGAAAUCGACAUGAGGCGACUAAUUUUAACGAAGGUCGGAUGUUACGAUCUGCUGGGAAUAAUGUUUACGAAAUUGAGCGACGAUAAAAUCGAGAGCAUGAAAGUUGAUAGAACAAUGUUGAUAAUGAGUGCCAUGAAGGUACGAUCGUUUAAAACGUACAGUAACGAAAACAAAGAGUUGAUGAGAUUGUUGCAUUGUUCGGCGUACAAUUUUUGCGUGGCGAGAGUCACUUUGAAAAAUGAUGAAAAAAUGUACAAUUUAUUAUUCGGUGAGAACCGAGAGAAAGGACAGCUGAUAUGGGAAAAUAUAAUAGACUGCGAGAAGCGCUAUACGUUUCAGCAAAGUUUUAAAGACACUCUGAAGAAGCGCAGGAGACACGUAAAUAUUCGAAAAAAGAAAGAAGGUGCAAACGAUCAUCAUGCCCGUCAUUCAUAUUUAUACAGUUUUGAUCUGGCCUCGUCUACGUUGACUGAAGAUAUGAACAGUUAUGAUUACAAUGAUCUUUCCUUAAAAUCGUCACCCGAUGGCAACAAUGCUCAAGAGAGGAUGAGCGUCACUCUGGAGUCUGAUGAUCUUAACGAUCACGAAUGUAUGGCAUCUAUAUGUGCUGUUUUCCGACAUCUGAUGUCGAAUGGAAUAUUUGUGCCUUUUAAUGAAAAUGAUACGUCACAAAGUAAACAAGAAAUGCCUGAAUGGCUUAAGAAUUUUUACAAUGCCUUCACAUACAGCGUGCGCUCCAAACGUCAGAACGUCGCACUUUUCAUACUAAAAGUCAUUCUCAAUGUUCCAGAAGCAUUUAAGCCGUAUGCCAAAUUCUUUCUUGCUCCUAUCAUCACAGCCAUCAAUGUUUGUUUUAGAGAUUAUUGUAUGAAUGACUUUAUUACGGAUGCUAUAGUAAUGCUCAGGAAUUGGAAGGACGUUGCGAUACCAACGGAAGGUAAAGAAAAAUUAGAAGCUCAAAAGUUUCUGGAAGCCAUUAUUGGUGUAACGGAAAUUAAUCCGUCAAAUUUGUGUAAAUUUAAUAUGAAGAUAAUUAAUAUUUUGGUGGAAAGUUGGAAUCAGUGUUUAACUUUACCUGCGAAAUUAAAUGAGAAGAUAGAAUCAUCGCCACACGUUGCUGUGCAUUUGAUUUUGAUUUUUGUCAAGAACAAAAUGGUGGAGUCGGUAGUGCGGCAGGAAAGUAUUUUGAACCACUUACAAAAUUCUGUUGGGAAAUGGAUGGAGAAUAAGGAAGCAGCAAUUCGGGCUUGUGAGAGUCUGGGAAUUGUUUUGAAUUUUAUGGAAGAUAAGGUUGAUUACGAAGACAAGAAGAAUAGCAUCGUCGAUAAUUUGUCAAGAAUUUUUCGAAAUAUUUUUCAAGCGUCCAAGGAAACUGUGAUUAAGUGCAUUCACGCUUUGUGUAUCAAAUACGAAAAUGCAGUCGUAAAAUAUUUUCAUUUUAUACGCUCCAGUGUACAAAAGGUCGACCAAACAUUGAAGUCUAAAUAUUUAGAAGUUCUUCUGGUGCUAAUUACAAAAUUAACACCUGAGAAUAUUUAUACGGAAUUGAAUCACAUCAGCUUCAAAUACUUACUUAAAAUCAAGAUAUCGUCUUGCGAGAGAGUACAAUUGCAAAUCAUGUCCCUCCUUGCGAAACGAUUAAGUCCAACGAAUCUGAUAGAAUUAGCCAAAUUAAUUUCACCAUAUGCAAAACACGAUUUAUCGCAGUAUCGAGAAAUGACUUAUGAAAUUUUUAUUUCAAUUCAUAAUCGCUUUUAUCGUGAUAUUUCCGAAGACAGUGAUACGAGUGAAUUAUUAAUAUUUGCCAGUAAAAUUCUCUUGGAUGGUCUGAUGGAUCCGUCCGAGGAUCUGCAGAAGAAAUUACUCGAAUUCUGGACGGAGGAGAAUUCUGGCAACAGAAAAUUAACAGAAAGAUGUACCGACAGACUUUUGGAAAUCUUAAAUAUGUAUUCGCCAGAAUUGGAAGAAGUUUACUUGCACAUUUUACCUUUGGCCAUGUUGCAGCUUACUAGUAAAACACCAGAUUUCAAUACGAAGAUUUGCGAUCCCUUGGAAGAAUGUCAGUUCAUUCCUUAUCAGAUAGAUGUCACCUGCAAAACGAAAAAUUUAGCAUCCGUGGCACCACUCUUUGCCAAUUCUCACGCAAGUCAAAAAAAUUAUUCAUUCGCACAUUCCACGCAAACCCUACAGGAUUUAUCGACGUAUGCCAAUUCAAUUCCAUCAAUGAGCAUAGCCAGCGAUUCAAAAUUCGCGCCACAGAACGCACUCGCAUUCGAGCCAACCAUCGACGAAGAACUUGAUGACUUCGAAGUACCGGAAGUGACACCUGUUCCCGAGUUUAAGAAACCCAAAGAAUUAAGAGAUUCAUUAAGAGCAUCAUUGUACAUACAGGAAUCAUCAAAAAUCCGUGAAGAUAUGCGUCUGCGUGAGAUAAAGAAAAAUGAACGUCACAAGGAGAUGAUAAAGAUGGAAAAAAUAAGACAGAGAAACACAGUAAAGAUGACAAAAGAAUACACAUUAGGUGACUAUCCCGAUAUAAGUAUCACGAAUUCAAGCUUGCUGCAGCCAUUACAAAAAUUGGCAACGCGAGAUCACAAUGUAUGCAAAUACGUAAUAGUAUCGAUAUUCCGUUCACUGAUCGAGACUAUGUCAGGAAUUAAAUCCACAUCGGAAUACCGUGACAAAGUAUCGCAGAGUUUAAAAUUCAUUCUAGAAAACUGUCGAAAACAAAAUCCAUUAAUGGCGACGAUCCUAGAAAUGACUUGGAGCACAAACAUCACAGACUUCUGUUCCGACAAUGUAGCCAAGGCAGCAAAGUCAAAUCAACUAUUAUCGCUAGGCGCAUUAGUUUUAGAAGAAAAAUUAAUUAAAGAAGAUGAUUAUACAGGUCCGCCAUUAAAAAAACAACGAAACUCAGUGACACAUGAUGAUCCACAUACAAAUGAAUGGGUUCAAUUAGCAAGUCUGUACGAAUCUAUGAACGAGGUCGAUGUCGUACUGAGUAUAUUCUCUGACCGAGUCUCAAGAAAGUCUCUGCAGGAAGCUACCUUUGCUCGAGCAGCCAAUGAUUGGACAACAGCAAAAGAUGCCUAUCUUAAAGCCUAUGAAAUGGAAUCAGGAUCGAUCAAGGAACAUUGCCUCGAAGGAUAUUACCAAUGCCUUGCACAUCUUUUAUGUUGGAAGACUAUGGCGAAGAGUAUCAAACAGAAAUUAAACAAUGAUUAUAAUAAUAUUUGGAAGCCAUCUUGGCAGGAGGAUUGGAUAGUUCCUUGGAUGUUUAGUGCUCAUGUACAACUCAUGUUGAAAGGACAGCGUAUUGAUAGUUCUGCAGAGUCCAACAGCUUCGAAGAAGCAUUAAUGGAAUGGAUGAAGGAUAAGAAUAAGUGUGAUCACAUAAAAAGAUGUUACGGUGAAGAAGUUGCUAUACUUUUGGAUGAAGAUAACAGAGCAGCUCAAUUCGAUUGUUUGAACGGAGCUUUGGAAGGAAUCAGAGAACAGUGGAUUCACCUUAAUCCACUGUCUGCCAGUCAGAGAAUCCGAUUGCUUUUGAAGUUACAAGGGAUUAAUGAGGUUCACGUUUAUUUGAAAUAUUCUAAGGAACCAGAUGAUUUUUCAAAAAUAAGGAAGCUACUGAAUUACUGGAAUCACAACGUACCGUCGGUUCACGACGAUCUCAUAACGUCGUCAAAGUUAACAACUUACAGAAUACAUUUUGCUGAAGUGCUUGGAAAGAAAUUGGCCACUGAACUUGACUCGCAGGAUGAAAAUAUUCAGAUUGAAUUACGAAACCUUUGUUAUAAACAAAAAUUAAAAAUGACAGACGCAGCGCUCUAUCAAAAAAAUUUGAAAAUUGUCAAGUUUCAUUCGUAUUACACAGAGAGUCAUGUAGAGGAAGUUUCAGAUAAUUUGAAAGACGAGUUUCAAAUGAUAAUUGCAAAGUAUAAUUAUCUCGAAGGAAUCUUAAAGAAAACUAACAGUGACAAAUUAAACUCCUAUGAGAAGUCUUGGAUACAGACUGAAAAACUUGUCAAAGAGUACGAAAAGCCUCACUUCAAAGUACUCGCUGCGCAACACCUCGCUACGUUAGCUGAUACUCUAGUUAAUUUAUCUAUAAAUGACGAGAUUUUUUAUAAUGAUCUUAAAACCAAAGAACAUAUCGUCAAUGCCGUAUCCACUGAAUGUGUUGCUUCUAAUGAUCUGAUUGAGAAACUGCAUGCAUACAGUCUAUCGUAUUUGAGGAAAUCUUGCAAUUUGGCGAAUGAAAAAUCGAUCGGUCCAUGUUAUUUGAAACUUUCAAAGUAUUGCCAUGCGCGUAUUACUGAUCCGGAAACUGAUUCGAGGUAUCAAACCGGAAAUCCUAAUGAUCUGAUACAAGAAUUUGUAAGGUCCACUUUAAGAGCGAUGAGUUAUGGCUUGCAGGAAGCUGCGUAUUAUUUUCCAUGCAUGCUGAAGAAGGAAUAUUUGGAAAAUGAAGAGACUAGGGAGAUUUUUAUUAGAGAAUCGAGGGACAUCCAGGCUUGGCUGUUUCUUGCAUGGCAGGCACAGCUUCUUUCGCAUCUUGGAUCCUCGAUCACGCCUACGAUCAUUCCUAUUAUCGAAAAGAUCGUCAACACUUAUCCAAACGCCAUGGUCUACACGUUCCGUCUUACUGCAGAAACGAAUCCUGCUAUUCUCGAUGAUCCAUUGUUAUUCAAGAUUCGCGAAAUUCUAAUGGGUGAUCGCAAGAUUGAACAUUUUUUAAUGGCUAUAGAAUAUCUUGCACAACCUGAAUUGUACCUGCGAGAUCAAUUAACAACAUUUUUGAGCAAUUUGAAACAUGGACGUGACACAGCGCUACAAACCUUGCUGAAAAAAGCAUUUCCACGUGGCAGUGGAGAUACAGAUUCACCUGCUCAAGGAUCACUUUACGAACACAUCAAUGUGUUCAGAGAACAAAUUGAAAAAAUUCGCAAUUACGAAAGACACGACGCUAUAUCGCAGCAUGUGACCACUCUACAGAAACGCUUAAGGGACGCGUUGAUGAACCGAGAAAGUAAGAACCAAAAAAGCCCAAGAUUUCGUAGAUUUUUGGGCGAGAGCGAUGAGAAGCAAUUGAAAAGCUACAGUCCAUGGCUUCAUGAAAUUCCACCUGGCGAAAUUGAAAUUCCAGGACAGUAUACCGGCGACAGAAAGCCCAUGCCAAAGUACCAUGCAAAAAUCAUGCGGUUCGAGUCGACAGUACAGAUAAUGUCGUCUCUACGAAGACCAAUGAAAGUUACAAUGAUAGGGGAUGACGCCAGGAAUUAUUAUUUCUUAGUAAAACAUGGUGAGGAUCUGAGACUCGAUCAACGUAUACAGCAACUUUUUGCAGUAAUGAACAAUGCAUUAAAAGUUGAUACCGCGUGCAGACAACGUCAGUUGGUAAUCGACACGUAUCAGGUAAUACCACUCUCGACAUCCGUGGGUUUAAUAGAGUGGGUCGACGAUACCAAAAGACUCUGUGACUUCGUCGACUUCACUCUUGAUAAAAAACAACAAUCUCAACACAAGGAAGCAUUGGACAGAUACACCAAGUGGAUAAGCAAAGCCGCGCCUAAUUUACAUCUUACUGAACAAUACAAGAAAGCCUUGAACAAGUAUAGCGCAGAAGAUGUCAAAGCGAAAAUGGCAGAACUCACCAACAUGUGUCAAGUAGAUUCCUUGCGUGAUACUUUUAAGCUUCUAAGUUCAUCGCCAGAAAGUUUUAUGGCGCUGCGACAUAAUUUUGUCACGAGUUACGGGACCAUGUGCGUCGCUCAAUGGAUAUUGGGAAUAGGCGACCGCCAUUUGGAAAAUACUCUAAUAUCCGUGAAGUCUGGACGAAGUCUGGGAAUAGAUUUCGGCUUAGCCUUUGGCGCUGGAAUCGCGCUACCUAUACCGGAACUGAUGCCAUUUCGAUUGACACCUCAGAUUGUCGGUCUGUUAAAGCCCUUUAACGAGAAUGAUCUUUUGGAAUGUACGAUGAUUCACGUGAUGAAUGCUCUUAGACAAGAUAGGUCUCCGCUGCUUGCAUGCAUGGAUGUAUUUGUUCACGAGCCUCUUAAGUGGACAGAACAUGUAAACAAGCUUAACGUUGAGAUUGGACAGAGUACUAUAGAUGUCAAAUGGCUACCAGAGAAGAAGAUAAGGACUGUCAUGGAAAAGUUGAAUGGCGGGAAAUCAUCUUUAAUUGUUUGGAAACAACUGAAAGAUUAUCACAACGAUGAAUAUUUAGCCCGAUACGAAGCGAUACUUUGCGGACUGGACGAGAGGCAUAAAAGGAAGCGUGCUACGAUGAAGGAUAAAAAUCUGUCGGUUAAGGAGCAGGUGGAAUGUCUACUCGAUCAAGCAACCGAUCCAAAUAUACUUGGACGUUCCUACGCCUAUUGGAAACCAUGGCUUUAAAUUUAACAUUCCUAUAUGCAUUGUCAGUUAUAUUUUUUAUCUAACUCUUGCAUGAAAAAUGUUACUUUUCGUGCCUCCAAAGUGUGGCGAAAGUGGCGCUUUAUAAGUAAGGCUGCGAUAAAAAUGCUGCGCAUGCGCAAAUCGGCCCAAUUUUACUUUAUUCUCGCGCGCUGUCAUGAUACGCAUUCACUUUGGAGGCCUUCCUUGCUUUCCUUAUGGCUGCCUCCUCCAAUGUGAGAUCUCCUCCAAGGAGAUGUGCCAGUCACUUUGGAGGCACAAAAAGUAGCACUUUUCAUGCAUGCGUUACAGGAAAUAUUAUGCGAUACUGGUGCAAUAAAGCGAAAAUAUACACAGGUCGUGAAGUUUGUCACACUCACCG